AUGAUAGUCGUAAACCCUUUAUUGACAAUAACAGGGCAGCAGAGGACCCCAGUGGGUCCCUCACCUUUUGAACCUCAAACAUGGGACAGAGAUUUAUUGCCUUCUGUAGUUCCAACUGACCCAAGACAGUUUUGUUCGGACAUUUUACAGCCAGAAACCAGAAAAACCAUGGCCAGAAGUAAUGAAAUGAUUCAAAGGCCUUAGACUGUAAGGACAGAGAUGGAAAUGUAUGCCAUUUAUCAACAAAGGAGAACAGGAAAAGUUAAUCCCAGGGGGCUAGUAGGUUUAGGACUACCUUUCCUUUAUGACUCCAGUAUUCCAGUAGGCCCAGGUACCUACCAUGGCACAUGCAUGUUUAAUGCCAAGGACCUACAUUUCCACAGAAGCCCCUUGAAAAGCCAUCAGGCAAACCCUAGGCUGGAGAGAUGGGAGCAGAAAUGUCACCUCAGGAAAGGGAUGAGAAAUAAGAAAGACCGUGAAAUGGAUGGUUCCAAAAGUCAAGCAGAAUUUAAAAUACUAGACCAGACUCACAUAUUUGCUGAUGAAGAUGAAGAGUUUACAAAAGAACCUGAGACUGAAGCAUUCAACAAUCAGAAAUAAAGGGAAAUCAAUGAAAAGCCAACUGCAGUACUUACCAAAACUUGUGGUGAGCUGGAGUUCAUCCAUAGAGCACCAUGGGCAGCUCAUAGCACUUCCCUGGAAGCUGAAGCCUGGGAUGGUAGGAAGGAGAAGACCUCAAAGCAGUCUUUUGCAGAAUGCAGUAAAAAGAACCCAAGUCCUCCAUUGGUUCUGCCAGGAACAUAUGGACUGGUUACAAUGAGAGAACGUCUUUCUUUGCAUGGUAACAUUCAGAAAUGGACUGCGGAUGACGUGUACAAUUUUAUUAGUGAUCUUCCAGGCUGCUCAGGCUAUGCUUAGGUUUUUAAAGAUCAUGCAAUUGACGGAGCAACUUUGCUCUUACUCACAGAGGAGCAUCUUGGCGACAGUAUGGGAUUAAAGCUAGGGCCAACACUAAUAGUUCAAUCUCAGGCAUCUCAGCAUGUGGGAAGUAUAUUUUAUAAGAAAAAUCUUUCACUUCCUAUCCAUAAAUAUUCUACAAGGCAAGCAUUUGACCCACCAGCAGAUACAUCCUCUCUUUUGGAUUAUGAUUCCUGGGGUGAUACAUCAGGAAUUCUUUGCACCCAGGACAUAAUUCCUAAAGGAAUUGAGCAACGUAGUAUGAGAAAUUAA
Molecule: messenger RNA, 1230 nt
Organism: Chrysochloris asiatica (Cape golden mole)
Lineage: Eukaryota; Metazoa; Chordata; Mammalia; Afrosoricida; Chrysochloridae
Gene: SAMD7
Product: sterile alpha motif domain containing 7
Exons: 7
Molecular function (GO): protein binding
Source: RefSeq, a predicted model, not a curated record